AUGGACCAUGAUGACUUGCGGACCAUCUUAGAAACCUCGGGUGUGGAUGUGUGGACGUUCAUUGACACUGCCAUUGUGGUAGCUUCGGUUGAUUAUGGCACUGAGCUCAAGCACCGGAGGGAUGGCAUUGUUGAGCGCCUCUACGCCACAACUUGCAUGCCGCCUCGGUGCCCCAACUGUGAUACUGAUGGGCCCAAUGGGAACCAACCCAAAGGAGUUUCACCGUACACGCCGCAGUUCGUUGAUAGAGAUGACGAUGAGGAGGAGGACAAGGAGGGGUUGGAUCCAUACGGAGGGUUGUUCGAUGAUGAGCAGAAGAACAUUCUAGAAAUCAAGAAGCAGCUUGAGGAUCCACAUCAGUCUGAGGAUUCUUUGGUUGAGUUGCUUCAAAGUCUAGCAGAUAUGGAAAUAUCAUUCCAAGAACUCAAGGAGGCUGAUAUUGGAAGGCAUGUGAGUCUAUUGCGGAAGCAGCAUCCAAGUGAUGUUGUUAGGAGAUUGGCAAAGCAAGUUGUCAGGAAAUGGAAAGGUAUUGUGGAUGAAUGGGUGAAGUUACAUGGAGAACUGCCAUCUUCAUCGGCCAUGGUUGAUGAAGACUCGCCCCAGCAGAAAAUUCCCCAAAAUGGUCUUCACCAGGUUCCUGAUUUUGCAUACUCUCCAAAUCCUCACAAUGGGAGUUCUGGGUCAGAUAAGAACAAUUCAGAACCAGAACGCAAGCCAAAGGCAGUUCCUAGGAGAGAAGCUCCACCAAAACCAGCACAAUCAAUCCCUAUGUCUGCUUCUGCUCCUCAAAAUAGACAGAGAGAACAGAAGGAAAGCAAUUUUGACAAUGAUAGAUUGGCUUCUGCAAGAAAACGACUUCAGGCGAAUUACAAAGAAGCUGAAAAUGCCAAAAAGCAGAGAACAAUUCAAGUAAUGGACAUCCAUGAGAUACCAAAACCAAAGAAUUCUUUCAUUGCAAAGAACAAAGGUGGAGGAGGAAGUGGUUCUCAUCAAGGCAGGCAUUGGUGA
Messenger RNA from Prunus armeniaca (apricot), 1008 nucleotides. Lineage: Eukaryota; Viridiplantae; Streptophyta; Magnoliopsida; Rosales; Rosaceae. The record is from the annotation of a GenBank genome assembly.